Messenger RNA from Myotis brandtii (Brandt's bat), 2078 nucleotides. RefSeq names its product suppression of tumorigenicity 7 like (gene ST7L). Gene Ontology annotation, molecular function: protein binding. NCBI's taxonomy places the organism in Eukaryota, Metazoa, Chordata, Mammalia, Chiroptera, Vespertilionidae. Bases 162 to 1826 code for a protein of 554 amino acids. The transcript is spliced from 17 exons. The record is from RefSeq and is a predicted model, not a curated record.
UGACAGUAUUUUUAAAUUCACUGACGUCCAAAUUCUAUGUGGCACUUACAGGGACAUGUUCUUUGAUAUCAGGACUAAUAUUUAUAUUUGAAUGGUGGUACUUCCAUAAACAUGGUACAUCUUUUAUUGAGCAAGUGUCGGUAAACCAUUUGCGACCAUUGAUGGGAGGAACAGAAAGAAGCAUGUCAGAGCCAGCUUCUCUUUCCAGCAGCAGAGAAAGUGAAAACAGCCGACAGAAUGUGUCAGAAUGCAAGGUAUGGAGAAACCCUCUAAACCUUUUCAGAGGAGCAGAAUAUAGGAGACUCACUUGGGUGACUGGUAAAGAGCCACUUACAUACUAUGACAUGAAUUUGUCAGCUCAGGACCAUCAGACCUUUUUCACCUGUGACACAGACUUUUUACGUCCUUCAGACACAGUUAUGCAGAAGGCAUGGAGGGAAAGAAAUCCUUUAUCUCGAAUUAAAGCAGCCUACCAAGCUUUAGAAUUAAACAAUGACUGUGCCUCUGCAUAUAUUCUACUGGCUGAGGAAGAAGCAACAACUAUUGUUGAUGUUGAAAAGUUAUUUAAGCAGGCACUCAAGGCAGGAGAAACGAUUUAUAAGCGGUCGCAGCAGUGUCAGCACCAAAGUCCUCAGCAUGAAGCCCAACUGAGGAGAGAUACCAAUGUACUGGCUUAUAUUAAAAGAAGAUUGGCAAUGUGUGCAAGAAAAUUAGGAAGAAUAAGAGAAGCAGUAAAAAUAAUGAGAGAUUUGAUGAAAGAAUUUCCUCCUCUUACCAUGUGGAACAUCCAUGAAAAUCUCCUAGAAUCACUUUUAGAAUUACAGGCCUAUGCAGAUGUUCAGGCAGUCCUAGCAAAAUAUGAUGAUAUAAGCCUUCCAAAGUCAGCAGCAAUCUGUUAUACAGCAGCACUGUUGAAGACAAGGACUGUUUCAGAUAAAUUCUCUCCAGAAACAGCCUCCAGACGAGGUUUAAGCACAGCGGAAAUUAAUGCUGUGGAAGCAAUUCAUAGAGCUGUGGAAUUUAAUCCUCAUGUUCCAAAAUACUUACUAGAGAUGAAAAGUCUAAUUUUACCUCCAGAACACAUUCAGAAACGGGGUGAUAGUGAAGCAGUUGCCUAUGCUUUCUUUCAUCUUCAGCACUGGAAGCGAAUAGAAGGUGCUCUUAAUCUGUUACAGUGUACAUGGGAAGGCACUUUUAGAAUGAUUCCAUAUCCAUUAGAGAAAGGCCAUCUAUUUCACCCUUAUCCCAGCUGCACAGAGACUGCUGAUAAGGAGCUAUUACCUACCUUUCAUCAAGUAUCUGUUUACCCAAAGAAGGAGCUUCCUUUUUUCAUCUAUUUCACAGCAGGACUGUGUUCUUCUACAGCAAUGAUAGCUCUUCUCACACACCAGUUUCCUGAAAUCAUGGGUGUUUUUGCUAAAGCUGGGGACCAUGAACCAUCUGAGGCCCAUCCAUCGUUGAGAACCCUCACUCUGGCCUUUCAUUUGGACUCUGAAGGGGCAGAAAACCCAUGGGCGAGACCUGAGUCUAAGCAAUUUGUCACGUGUUUUAAGCAGAUGGCUCCUGAAUGCAGAACACCAUGGAGAAGAGGGAUGAGAGCAGGAGCUGGGGGACAGCUCAUGACCUUGACAUUAGAUCUGCUGAGAAGCCGUCUCUCAGGUUUGAGAUUUAUAUGUACAUUGAAGAAAAGGAGGAAGUGGCCUCAUGCCCAUAAACAAACAUUCAAACAUCUUUCCCCCAAAAUGAGGACAUUUAGCACGACGCUAUUAAAAACAGGUCUGUCUACCUGGAUAUCUGUUUACACCCUUUCAAGUAUUCUCACCUGAGUGAGACAAGACCAAACCAGAAGAACUACAUUAGUAAAAUUAUUCAUGGGCCACAAUUCAAGAGACAGCCUGGAAUAUAAAAACCCUUCAACAGUUAUUGCAGGAUGAAGUUAUUGACUCCAGCAGGAUUCCAAAUCGGAAGAAACAGAGUAUAUGGCAUGGAGGGCAAACCACGGACAAUCAAGGUAUCUGUGUUAUGGCUGUGCCCCUAACCUGACUCUUCCUGAACUGCCAAAAAACUUCACAAAAGCC